AUGGCCGGGGAGAAAGACCCGACCUUGCUCUAUGAGCCGAAGUUUGUCGACACCCGAGAAUUUCCUGAGUUAGUUUGAAAAAAAAUUACUGCUGGGGUGUUUGAAGGAGCAUAGGCGUCUUGGAAGGAAAUUUUCAAAAGAAGAGCUUUUUUUUUGCGUUUUUCUAAGGUCAAGUGGAAUUGGACUUUUGCGCCUUUAAGGACCCCAGCAAAGAUCUUUGAAGUUUUUAGGACAUGAAGGAAGAAAAAGGGACAUUUUAGGUAUCCGACGAUCAAUGUUCGAGUCCAAGGAUUCGACUUCGUUCCUCUGGAAAAGUUCCAGGCUUUCAUUGACCGCACGGCGAGGAGAUUCAACUUCGAGGUCGUUGAUAGGUUUGUUUCAGAUCCAUUCGGGAAAAUGAUCCUCGAAAAACAGUCAUUUUCAGAGAAAUAAUCAUGAUCUUUUCUCAAAUCACCAACGUUUUUUUUUUGCGACCCUUGGCUUUUCACCUUUUUAAAUCAGCCUUUGCUGUUUCAUUGGCGAAUCAUAAAUUUUUUUUUCACUUUUCAACUCUAUUUAUAACUUAUUUAGCGCAUAUACUGAGGAACACCAGAGUGGUCUCUAUAGGGUUUAGAAGACUCGUAUAAGCGUCAAAAAGUGCCCCCUUUAGGGGAUGAAAUUUAGGCGGUUCUUAUGGAAGUUUGUGGUCAGACCGCGAAGCCCCUCGAGCUCAAGUGACCCCUAUAGUGUCUUCUAAUUUUUGUUCAUAUUUGAAUAUUAAAACGGCUAACGUGGUCAAUAUAUCCUCUUUUUAUUCAUUAAUGCUAAUUUAUUGUGGAAAUUCUUCUCCUCGCCGAGUUCAUAAAAAUAAUCGAAGCUUUAAUGGCUCUUGUAGGUAUAGGUAAAGCGGUCCCUAGAGGGCAACCUUCAAAGUCCCCUAUAGGGGCCACUCUGAAGUUCCUGAGUAGGUUGUGAACUUUGGAAAUGUUCGGAGAAGUCCAAAAAACUCUUUGUUGACACAGGCCUUUCCAAGUUGAGAACAUUCCUUUCCUGCUUCUUCAUUUCGUUUCUCUUCUAAAAUAUUUUCCCUCUCUUUCAGUUACGCCGUGGCCUCUCAAACCCACCGCGCACUCACCUACAAGCCUCACUCGACGGUCGUCGAAGCUGAAAUGGACUUUGCCGUCUACGACCGUGUGGUCCGACUUCGAGCGGUUCCCGCACCUCGCCUGGCUCUGUUCACACAGCUUCUGCACACGCAUCUCCCUGUCGGCGUUACGGUAUCGUUUUCUUCUUCUUAGUCACAAAAGCGUACACAAUUUCAAAUUUUCAGGUCAGUAAAAACUCCGAAUUUACAAUAUUGUGAAAUUUAAUUCAAAGGGCUUUGAAAUACCGCGAUUCAAACCCUUAAAGAAAAUUUUCCGCCUGUAGCUUUCCAGUCAAGUUAUAACUUCGAAAAAAAUUUUUUACUGAGCUAUUUGAAAGUGCCAAACUUCGAAUAAAAUGCAAAGAGAUCGGAAAAAUUAUUAUUUUUUGGGUCGAAAUCAGAGUCCUCAAAUUCUUUCUAUUAUGGCGUGGAAAUUCUCGAGCUGUUCUUUUUUUCUGAUUUUCUUUUUUUUUUUCAAGUAAAAUUAGGAUUUCAUAUCUCUUUUGUGUGUUUUUUUUUAGCUCUCUUCUUCGUCGAUUUUGGAUAAUUUACAGUCUUUUCAGUAUUUUCCAUCUUCGUAAACAGUUCGUUUUGCAGCUGACCGUGAAAGAGCACGAAAAGGCGGACGAAGACUACCGCUACAUUCCCGACGGGCUUCUCAAGCAGAAACAAGAAGAACUCAAGGCCCUCGACGACCCCAACGUUCGAAGAAACCUCGGAUGGGAAUGA
Molecule: messenger RNA, 1852 nt
Organism: Caenorhabditis auriculariae
Lineage: Eukaryota; Metazoa; Nematoda; Chromadorea; Rhabditida; Rhabditidae
Source: the annotation of a GenBank genome assembly